AUGAAGAGUUCCUGUCGCCUAUUCAAUUCGCUUUCCAAAGCAGAAAGGUUUGUUGCCAAACUGGGUCUGUAUCCAAAGGGCUUCGCUGUUGGAGGUAUUCAUUGUGGAGUGAAAAAGAACCCAAAUUCGCUUGAUUUGGCUAUUCUUCAUAAUGUUUCUGGAAAUGAAGGAGUAGCAUCAGCGGUUUUCACCACCAAUAGAUUCAAGGCGGCUCCUGUCCAAGUUUCGUCCGAACUCAUCAAGAGGAAGAAUGGAAGAAUUGACUCUAUCGUUAUCAAUUCCGGCAAUGCUAACGCUGUCACUGGAACACAGGGGAUUAAGGAUGCUCAAGAUAUGGUACGAGUAACUGACGCCGUUUUAGAAAAUGAAGAAGACUCAACGCUUGUCAUGUCUACCGGUGUGAUUGGACAAAACUUGCCCAUUGACAACAUCUUGCAAGGAGUGCCCAAAUUAGCACUUAGCAAUUUGGGCUCGUCCCACGAACAUUGGCUCGCUUGUGCAAAGGCUAUUUGCACCACAGACACGUUUCCUAAACUUGUGAGUAAGCAAUUCGAACUCCAAGGAAAGACAUACUCCCUCGCAGGGUUAGCCAAAGGUGCUGGCAUGAUAUGCCCCAACAUGGCUACCCUUUUGGGCUUCUUCGCUACUGAUGCACCUGUUUCUGCAAAUGCAUUGAAUCAGAUUGUAAAGUAUGCUGUCGAGCGCUCAUUCAAUUCCAUAUCUGUUGAUGGUGACAUGUCUACCAAUGAUACAAUCGCCGCGAUAGCCAAUGGUGCCGCUGGUGGAAAUCUUAUCGAUGCAUCGGCUGAGACAGCAGAAGAGUUUUCUAUUCUUCGUUCAGAAGUGACCGAAUUUGCUCAACAGUUGGCGAAACUAGUGGUUCGCGAUGGUGAAGGUGCUACGAAGUUCAUCACCAUUAAAGUCACUGAUGCGUUAUCGUACCGUGAAGCCAAAGAAAUCGCGUCGUCAAUUGCAAACUCAUCUCUUUUCAAAACCGCAAUGUUUGGUAAUGACGCCAAUUGGGGAAGGAUUCUUUGUGCCGUUGGGUAUUCUAAAGUGGGACCUAACGCAAUCAACCCUACACGCACUUCUGUGCUGUUCAUCCCGCAAGAUGGCAGCAAAGAGCUUCCUUUAUUGAUUAACGGCGAGCCUGAAAAUGUCGACGAAGAGAGAGCUAGCCAGAUUUUGAAACAGGAAGAUUUAGAGGUUCACGUCUCCUUGGGCACAGGAGGCGGACAAGAGGCAAGUUUUUGGACAUGCGACUUGACCCAUGAAUAUGUCACUAUAAACGCUGACUACCGUUCAUAG
Messenger RNA from Candidozyma haemuli, 1308 nucleotides. RefSeq names its product glutamate N-acetyltransferase (gene ECM42). Gene Ontology annotation, biological process: L-ornithine biosynthetic process; L-arginine biosynthetic process. Gene Ontology annotation, cellular component: mitochondrial matrix. The transcript has a single exon. NCBI's taxonomy places the organism in Eukaryota, Fungi, Ascomycota, Pichiomycetes, Serinales, Metschnikowiaceae. Bases 1 to 1308 code for a protein of 435 amino acids. Gene Ontology annotation, molecular function: L-glutamate N-acetyltransferase activity, acting on acetyl-L-ornithine as donor; L-glutamate N-acetyltransferase activity, acting on acetyl-CoA as donor. The record is from RefSeq and is a predicted model, not a curated record.